This is a messenger RNA of Xyrauchen texanus (razorback sucker), 340 nucleotides long. Its product is annotated as progonadoliberin-3. The coding region runs from base 7 to 291 and encodes 94 amino acids. The transcript has 3 exons. Gene Ontology annotation, molecular function: hormone activity. Gene Ontology annotation, cellular component: extracellular region. The record is from RefSeq and is a predicted model, not a curated record. Lineage: Eukaryota; Metazoa; Chordata; Actinopteri; Cypriniformes; Catostomidae. Gene Ontology annotation, biological process: multicellular organism development.
UCUAGAAUGGAGUGGAAAGGAAGAAUCCUGGUCCAGUUCUUAAUGCUAGUGUGUGUGUUGGAGCUUAGUCUUUGUCAGCACUGGUCAUACGGUUGGCUUCCAGGAGGAAAGAGAAGUGUUGGUGAAGUGGAGGCAACAAUCAGGAUGAUGGAUGCUGGUAACACAGUUCUGACUAUUCCUGCAAAAUCUCCUAUGGAUCAGCUUUCACCAAUACACAUAGUGAAUGAGGUGGAGACUGAAGGUUUGCCUCUGAGAGGACAGAGAUUUCCCAACAGACGAGGAAGAGUGUGAAUGAUGAAGAUGAUUCGUUGGAACCAAUGAGAAUGCAAUUAUGUCCAUG